Thalassophryne amazonica is the source of this 3562-nucleotide messenger RNA. RefSeq names its product DEAD (Asp-Glu-Ala-Asp) box polypeptide 46 (gene ddx46). Gene Ontology annotation, cellular component: nucleus. Bases 37 to 3216 code for a protein of 1059 amino acids. Gene Ontology annotation, molecular function: nucleic acid binding; RNA helicase activity; ATP binding. NCBI's taxonomy places the organism in Eukaryota, Metazoa, Chordata, Actinopteri, Batrachoidiformes, Batrachoididae. Gene Ontology annotation, biological process: mRNA splicing, via spliceosome. The record is from RefSeq and is a predicted model, not a curated record. The transcript is spliced from 23 exons.
AUCUGUCAACUUUACUUCUGCAUUUGACCGACAAAGAUGGGACGCGAGUCGAGACACUACAGGAAGCGCUCGUCUUCUCGGGGACGGUCAGGAACUCGCUCAAAGAGUCGCUCUCCGGACAAACGGUCCAAGAAAGAUGACCGGGAUCGAAGCAGAAGGGAUCGAUCUCGCAGCCGGGACCGCCGCAGGUCUCGCUCCCGAGAAAGAAAGCGAACCAGGCGCUCCAGGAGCAGGGACAAGAGGAGAUCUAGGAGCAGAGACAGGAGGCGGUCAAAGAGCAGGAGCCGAGGCCGGAGGUCCCGGUCCAGCAGCCCCUCCAAGAAUAAGAAAGGAGAUGAAAAGUCAAGGAGCAAGGAGAAAGAAGGCCUUGACACCUUAUUGGAGAAGAAAAAGCCUAAAGAGGAGAAAGAUGAUGAGAAAGUUGAGGAUCAAGACUUUGACCAGAACAAGUUGGAAGAGGAAAUGAGGAAGAGGAAGGAGCGUGUGGAAAAGUGGAGAGAAGAGCAGAGGAAGAAGGCCAUUGAAAACAUUGGUGAGAUCAAGAAAGAAUUGGAGGAGAUGAAGCAGGGCAAGAAGUGGAGCCUGGAGGAUGAUGAUGAUGACGACGAUGAAGGAUCUGCUCCGAUGGAGGCAGAUGAUGAUGAAGAUGGAGAAGGUAAAGAGGAGGGCAAAAAUAAGGGAAUAAAAGAGGAGGAGAAGGAAGAAGGUGAGAUGGAGACACCCAUGGAGCAGCAGGCUGAGGAGGAUGAUGUAGAUCCCCUGGAUGCCUACAUGGAGGAGGUCAAAGAGGAAGUGAAGAAGUUUAACAUGGGAGCCAUGAAAGGAAAUGAUAAGAAGGGAGCAAUGACAGUAACCAAAGUGGUGACAGUCGUUAAAACCAAGAAAGGGCCUCACACUCACAAGAAGAAGGGUGAGCUGAUGGAGAAUGAUCAGGAUGCUAUGGAGUACUCAUCAGAGGAGGAAGAGGUAGAUCUGCAAACAGCUCUGACAGGCUUCCAAACCAAACAGAGGAAAGUCCUGGAACCAGUUGACCACCAGAAGAUCCAGUAUGAGCCUUACCGUAAAAACUUCUAUGUGGAGGUACCAGAGCUAGCCAAGAUGACUCAAGAAGAAGUGAAUACAUACCGUUUGGAACUGGAAGGCAUUACUGUCAAAGGUAAAGGCUGUCCCAAACCCAUCAAGACUUGGGUGCAGUGUGGAGUGUCUCGAAAGAUCCUCAGCGUCCUGAAAAAGCAAAAUUAUGAGAAGCCAACCCCCAUCCAAGCUCAAGCCAUUCCUGCUAUCAUGUCUGGUCGAGACCUCAUUGGCAUCGCAAAGACCGGCAGCGGGAAGACGAUAGCAUUCCUCCUGCCCAUGUUCCGACACAUCAAGGACCAGAGGGAGUUGGAGGAGUCUGAGGGACCCAUUUCUGUAAUCAUGACUCCGACCAGAGAGCUGGCUCUACAAAUCACCAAAGAGUGUAAGAAGUUCUCUAAAGCGCUGGGACUCCGGGUUGUGUGUGUUUAUGGAGGCACGGGAAUCAGUGAACAGAUUGCUGAGCUGAAGCGAGGAGCAGAGAUCAUUGUGUGCACACCUGGAAGGAUGAUUGACAUGUUGGGUGCCAACAGCGGUCGCGUUACCAACCUGCGACGAGUUACAUACGUGGUAUUGGACGAAGCAGACAGAAUGUUCGACAUGGGCUUUGAGCCACAGGUGAUGCGAAUUGUGGACAAUGUGCGUCCAGAUCGGCAGACCGUCAUGUUCUCGGCUACGUUUCCCAGAGCCAUGGAGGCGCUGGCUCGUAGGAUACUGUCCAAACCCAUUGAGGUCCAGGUGGGAGGUCGCAGCGUGGUUUGCUCUGAUGUGGAACAACAUGUGCUGGUGAUUGAGGAGGACAAGAAAUUCUUGAAGCUCCUAGAGAUUCUGGGACACUAUCAGGAGAAGGGUUCCGUCAUCAUCUUUGUAGACAAGCAGGAGCACGCAGACGGUCUGCUCAAAGACUUGCUGAAAGCCUCCUACCCCUGCAUGUCCCUGCACGGAGGAAUUGAUCAGUAUGACAGAGACAGCAUCAUCAGUGACUUUAAGAGCGGAGCCUGUCGUCUGAUGGUGGCCACUUCUGUGGCAGCCAGAGGGCUGGAUGUCAAACAGCUCAUCCUGGUGGUCAACUACAGCUGUCCUAACCACUAUGAGGACUACGUCCACAGGGCUGGACGCACAGGAAGAGCUGGCAACAAGGGCUACGCCUACACCUUCAUCACAGAGGAGCAGGUUCGCUAUGCUGGAGAUAUCAUCAAGGCCCUGGAGCUGUCUGGCUCUCCGGUUCCCCCUGACCUGGAGCAGCUUUGGGGCUCCUUCAGAGACCAACAGAAAGCGGAGGGUAAGACUAUCAAGAGUAGCAGCGGCUUCUCAGGAAAAGGAUUCAAGUUUGAUGAGACGGAACAUGCUUUGGCCAAUGAGAGAAAGAAGCUGCAGAAAGCUGCUCUGGGACUGCAGGACUCUGAUGACGAGGACGGAGCACUGGAUAUUGAGGAGCAAAUUGAGAGUAUGUUCAACUCCAAGAAGAGAGUGAAGGAUCUCUCUGCCGCCGGAGCAGCUGGUGGUCUCACAGGUGCAGUUUCCACAACAGCCGCCUCCUCCGGAGGGUUGCCAGGCCUCGGCCCCACCUCCGCCGGCAACAUCCAAAAACUGGAGAUGGCCAAGAGGCUGGCACUCAAGAUCAAUGCACAGAAGAACCUGGGUGCUGAGGCACAGGAUGUGAUGCAACAGGCCACCAACGCCAUUCUGCGUGGCGGCACCAUCAUGACACCAUCUGUGUCAGCCAAAACCAUCGCAGAGCAGCUGGCAGAGAAGAUUAACGCCAAACUAAACUACACGCCCGUGGAGAAACUGGAGGAGGAGCGGCAAGCGGCGGAACAGGCAGAAACCGUCAAAAGAUAUGAAGAGGAGCUGGAAAUCAACGACUUCCCUCAAACGGCCAGGUGGAAGGUGACAUCCAAGGAAGCUCUGCAGAGGAUCGGUGAAUAUUCUGAAGCCGCAAUCACCAUCAGAGGAACUUACUUCCCUCCUGGAAAAGAGCCCAAGGAAGGAGAACGCAAGAUCUACCUUGCUAUAGAAAGUGCAAAUGAACUUGCUGUGCAGAAGGCUAAAACAGAGAUUACUCGGCUUAUCAAAGAAGAGCUCAUCAGAUUGCAAAAUUCCUACCAACCGACGAGCAAAGGUCGCUACAAAGUGUUGUAGAGGAAGCGAAACGCAGUCAGCACUCUCCACUCCUUUCUGCAGUUUUAUUAAAAUGUCUGAAGAAUGUUUGUCCAUACAUUUUCCUUUAAUUUACCUGAGUUAGUGAGUGGAUUAUUAUUUUUUAAAUUUCCCUCAUUUAAUUUCAAGUGCUACAAUGAUUUUGUACAUACAAUGCCCAGAUGUCUGUGCCGUUACUUAUUUCCACAGUGUACCAACUGGUUUUCUUUAUUAAUAACAAAUAAGGCAGUUUUUGGCAGGUCUUUAAAAAUCUGCAUACUGUCUUUAUAUAGAAGUCACAAGAUGUUUUUACUUUUUCUUUGCAAUAAACUAUUGUAUUGCUAAGUGG